Molecule: messenger RNA, 1038 nt
Organism: Colletotrichum navitas
Lineage: Eukaryota; Fungi; Ascomycota; Sordariomycetes; Glomerellales; Glomerellaceae
Exons: 1
Coding region: 241-927 (228 amino acids)
Source: RefSeq, a predicted model, not a curated record
CUCGGGCCUCCCAAGGAUUACGAAAGGAAAUAGACCCCAAAAAAGUGUGAAGACAUACGUACGUUUUGAUUAUUCAAAGGUCUUGCCAAGAAGACGCCGGCCUGCCAAUCCUUCCAAUGUUUGGCAACGAGACGGACUGGGUGGGAGCUGGUGUAGUUCCAAGGGCUCGACGUAAAUAAGAGAGCUGCACGAACGAGCAUUUGCUAGGCUCGAUAGAUUGGUGGCAAGAGUGACUGUUAUAUGAGCCGAGUAUCCCAAGCUAGCAGCUGGUUGCCAGUCCAAAGGCCUACAAGGACGCGAGUCGCUGGGGUGGGAAUUGGUGCAAAGCCAGUUGGCCACCAGCAACGCGAGGGGAUGGUUGAAAACGGAAGGAGCCAAGGCCACAUGCGAACACCGCGCCUUUCUUCCCGCUCGACGAGCGCAGUUUGGUUGAGAGAAUGGUCGAUCAGAACGAACGGAAAGAGGAAAGAUGGAGAAAGAAUGAGGGCUGGACCGGACUGGACUGGACGAAGCUGUCCCGAGCCCACGUCCUCUUUACCAACUUUUCGAGGCAUAGUCUCGUUACUCAAUUGUCUGCGCCUGAACUGUAUGCCUGUCGCCGGGGUUCUCUGGUCGAAGGUGGCACACGACAUGAGCAAACCCGCAAUCAUCCCCAUUUUGUCUUCAUUCAUACCUUGCCUUAACCUCGUUUCCACUUUGCCAUGUUUUCACUGCAUCCCUAAAUUGCCGCGCCGCAUGUCCGCAGCCAAAGAGAUUGCCUGGAUUCCGCACGCUUCCGCAGCCGCCAUUGCCAGGGCAGGCAUAGGUAGAUCGAGAGACAUGGCCCAUGAUAGCUUAAAGACCAGACGACAGGGUCCUAAGCCCGAAGAUAGCUCUGGCAUGCGGGUCAGCCCGACUCAGUUUGCGGCAACCUUCAGUGGUGCCUGAGAUGUCAGACUGAAAAGAAGAGAGGAGAGGAGAGGGGAUGGACAAGGCCAAAGGCCGCACGGCACGCUGCAGGUUGCUGCUCGGCCAGCCGCAUUAUGGACGGUGUCACGC